Messenger RNA from Malassezia globosa CBS 7966, 1989 nucleotides. RefSeq lists its product as uncharacterized. Gene Ontology annotation, biological process: vesicle-mediated transport. NCBI's taxonomy places the organism in Eukaryota, Fungi, Basidiomycota, Malasseziomycetes, Malasseziales, Malasseziaceae. Gene Ontology annotation, cellular component: cytosol; endocytic vesicle. The record is from RefSeq and is a predicted model, not a curated record. The transcript has a single exon. Gene Ontology annotation, molecular function: guanyl-nucleotide exchange factor activity; small GTPase binding; ubiquitin binding. The coding region runs from base 1 to 1989 and encodes 662 amino acids.
AUGGUGCAUGCACAAAGCGAACACAACGCACACGAUCCGACAGAAGAUAACACCGAUGCAACAGAUGCCACACUAAAUGCAGAGCGCAGAGAGGAGUCGUCGCGCCACAAGACAGAUGGCAGACAUGCACCCAGCACCGCUACGAGCGACAUGGCAGGUAUGCUGCGACACAAAGAAGUACGGCAGCCAACUGAGACAGUGCCGAUUGAUCAACAAGCAGACCUUCAGGAAAAUCAUGCUGAUGGGGAAAACGGACGAACCAAUGAUGAUACUACUGAGGAUUCACAGCGCCAGGAAGCCAAAGGUAAAGGCAAAGAGCGAGCUAUAAGUGCGGAGAACGGUGUCAGCGAUGACACUUCUGACAUGCAUGCAAAAAGCACACCGAGGCGACCGCAGCUUCCGGCUGAAAAGCCAUUCGACUUUAAUCGGUUCCUUGAACAGAUGAAACAUCGGAGCGCCGUGCCGGUAAACGAAUACGUACGCAGUUUUUUCCGCGGAUUCACCCGGCGGCCGUACAAACCUGAUGAGCAAGUGAAACUCAUCUUUGACUUUCUCGACUUUAUUGCAAAGCGUAUGAUGGAAGCGGCAGUAUGGGCUGACUUGCCACCGAAUGAAUUCGAUCAAGCGACGGAGGCGAUGGAAAAGCUCGUCAUGAACCGACUCUAUACCUACACAUUUUCGCCGGCCAUUGCUAUGGAAGGGCGUUGGUCCGUGCAGACGGAUGAUCUCGAACACGACCGCAAACUAUCUGAGCGGAUUCAACUCUUUGCGUGGGUGCGCGAAGAGCACCUGGACGUCAAGCGAGGCCAGCAUUCAGAACGCUUCUACAACUUUGCCGCACAAGAGCUCAGCAAGAUCAAUCACUAUAAGGCGCCUCGCGACAAAACCAUCUGUAUUCUCAACUGCUGCAAAGUCAUAUUUGGACUGAUCCGCCAUCUUGGUUCUGACGAGAGUGCCGACUCGUUUAUGCCGCUUUUGAUCCUCGUGGUGAUCAGAGCGAAUCCACCAAAUCUGAUUUCGAACCUCGAAUAUAUCCAACGCUUCCGCAGUCCCCAGCGGCGGUCGAGUGAGUCCGAGUACUACUUGUCGAGCUUAGCGGGUGCCAUCACCUUUAUCGAGCGCAUGGAUCACACGACACUCUCACGUAUCACGCAGACGGAGCUUGAUGCGAAUGUGCAACGAGAAGCUGCGAAAAUGGAAGCCGAGGCCGCAGAAAAGAGCGAGUCGACAGCGCGACCCUUUUCACUUGCCGCAUCUGUCGCAGCGGUCUCGCUGGCCGACGAUACACGAGCGUUUUUCCAGCGCACAGGCGAAGCAGCUCGUCUAGGCUUCAAUCGCCUAUUUACAGAGCGGUCGGAUAUGGUGCAACAAGACGCACGUACAUCGGAGCUGCGACCGCUACCAUCAGCAUCCUCUUCAGCUCGGCCUGUUGUACCGCCCGUAACGCCGGCUGGCACAGCGCCACAGCCGCAUCUAAAACCAGCGCGUGGCGUGGCACCCAAUGCACCGCUGCGUGUGGCCGGUGCAGAUCCGAUGCAUGACGACUCGCCCCGGUCCGUAACAACGCCCCAUACCCAAGUCUCUUCAGCGACUCGUGUGCCGCGCUGGCGCAGUGGACUCAUGCCGCGCUUUGACGACGAUGAUGAACGUGAUGUCGCUGGUGCCUAUGACGAUGACGAUGGCAACGACGAUGACGCUGAUCGCACAGGUAGCGGUCUGCGUGACUCGCCGUCUCGUCAUGUGGCUGCGGCUAUUCGUUACGCGGAUGGUGAUGGCACAUUGGACGAUGUUGAUGACGAGCGCGGCGAUACAGAACGGCAUGCGCAAGGCGACGAUGCCGACAUCGAUGCCUCUGUGGACGUGGCUGCUGCGAUCCAGACACUACAGUCGAUCUUUCCGCAGGCCGAUACAUCGGUUCUGCAGCUCGUGCUGGAGGAAUGCGGUUACAAUGUAGAGACGUCAAUAGACCGGCUCUUAGAAAUGACUUAA